AAUGAAUUGCAUUAUCUCGUGAACAACGCGGCCAUAAUGUUUGCGCCCAAGAAGUUCACCGACGAUGGCUUCGAGUCUCACUUUCAGGUCAACUAUUUGGGCCACUGUUUGCUUGUGUGGGCACUGAUGCCAGUGAUGGCCGCUUCGGCCCAGCGGUGCGGCCAGAGGUCGCGUGUCGUGAACGUGAGCUCAUCGACACAUUACGCCCGAGACCUGUGUCUGAAUGACUUGCAAUCGGAAGAGAUCUACAGUCCGUUUCAUUCGUACGCUCAGUCAAAGUUGUGCCAAAUUAUGUUCACAUUCAGUCUUAACCAUUGGUUCGCAACUCAUCAACAGUACGGCCAAUACGUGUCCGUCAAUGCACUCCAUCCGGGCGUCGCCUUAACAGAGCUCUACACUAAUGUCUGGUGGGUUAAGAUCGUCCCCUCUCUGGCCAGAGCUCUCUUCAGAACAUCAAAAGAAGGCGCGGAGACUAUACUAUACGCCACCCUUUCCUCCCAAUUGGAGGGCAUUGGAGGCAAAUAUCUGGAAGACUGCGCUAUUAUACGGUCGUCCGGCUUCUCCAUCAACAGACAAUUUCAGGACCAGUUAUGGCUCAAGACUUGGAGUGCACUCAAAGACUGGACUAAAGACUUGCCAAACCCUUUGGUUGAUUAA
Medioppia subpectinata is the source of this 657-nucleotide messenger RNA. Lineage: Eukaryota; Metazoa; Arthropoda; Arachnida; Sarcoptiformes; Oppiidae. The record is from the annotation of a GenBank genome assembly.